Poeciliopsis prolifica (blackstripe livebearer) is the source of this 2508-nucleotide messenger RNA. RefSeq names its product ankyrin repeat and SOCS box-containing 12b (gene asb12b). Lineage: Eukaryota; Metazoa; Chordata; Actinopteri; Cyprinodontiformes; Poeciliidae. The record is from RefSeq and is a predicted model, not a curated record. Gene Ontology annotation, molecular function: protein binding. The transcript has 4 exons. The coding region runs from base 194 to 1153 and encodes 319 amino acids. Gene Ontology annotation, cellular component: cytoplasm.
CUCUACCCCCCAUACUGUUAACACGCGCACACAUGCGCAUGCACACACGGCGGGCAUACUACGCUUUUUACAACUCGUUUCUCGGAGGGCCUCUCCGUCUUCGCUUCCUACUUGAACAACGCCAACGUCAGUGGGGCGUAGAGCAACUGGAGAUGAAGUCGUCCUGACCCCUUCUUUUGCUCGGAGUGUGGCGAUGGCCGUGGGCCGGCCCGUCGACAUGAGUCUGAUGGACAUAUCCAAGAUCUUCUCCCUGCUCCAGCCCCAGGAGGACGACGAGGACGGCGAGCAGGCCCGGGCCUUGAACGACGCCGCGGGCGCCAACGACGCAGCCCUGCUCUCCGAGCUCCUCGCUCAGGAGAAGUACCGGCGGUGCGUCAACGCUCCGAGCGGCUGGGGGGUCCCGGUGACCCCCCUGCGCACCGCCGCUGCCCUGGGACACCUGAGGUGCCUGGAGCUCCUGCUGGAGCACGGGGCGGAGAUAGACGUUUUGGACGUGAAGGCCCAGACGCCUCUGUUCACAGCUGUGAGUGGGAAACACUUGGACUGCGCGUCGGCCCUGCUGAAGGCGGGAGCCGACCCCAACGGCAGCCAGUACAACAACUGCUCCCCGGUGCUGACCGCCGCCAGGGAGGGUGACGCAGACAUUCUCCGGGAGCUGCUGCGGUUUGGAGCCGAGGUGGACGUCCGGCCAAAGGUCCCCGAGUGGGCCUCCAACGCCACAGCCUGCAGAGGGCCCCUGUACAUCUCAGCCAUCUAUGGACACCUGGGCUGCUUUAAGCUGCUCCUGCUCCACGGCGCCAACCCCAACUAUAACUGCACGGAUGAGAAGAUGCUGGCCAGGAUCAAGCAACCCAAGACGGUGGUGGAGGUGUGUCUCCGUUACGGCUGUGGGGUGGAGUACAUUCAGCUGCUGGUAGACUUCGGGGCAGACGUCUACCUGCCGACACUCAUUAUUGACAAAACUACAAAGCAGAAUGAAGCGCUACUGCUGCUGCUCAGAGAGAGAGUUUGUCCCAAAACGUUGAUGUCACAGGCUCGGCUGGCAAUCCGAAGACACAUCCCGUUUGCCGACAAGGACCCUGCAAUAGACAGUUUGGACAUACCUCUGGUCCUGAGGAACUACUUAAAGCACAUAAACGCUGAACCUGAGUGAUUUGAGUUUGAGUUUACCGCUUUUUCAGUUUUUUUUUCAUUUGUUUUGCUUGCUUGAUUUUUUUUUCCCCUCAAAUUUCCUCAAUGAAAAGGACAAGGGGAAAACUAGCAGCGGUUUUGUCUUGUUCACAUUUUGGAACUACAACCACACUUUAGUGGAUUUUAGUCAGAUUUUGAGUGACAGAGUAAAACACAAAAGGGAAUAAUUAGAAUGUGGGCGGGGGGGGCGGGGGUGAACAGUGAUGCAUGGUUUUCUACAUCUUUGGCAAAUUAAAAUGUUAAAGAUGUGGUAUUGUUUUUAUUCAACCCCUGAGUCAAUGCGUGGUAGAACCAUCUGCUGCUGUUGUAGCAGCUGCAGUCGUGUUGUUGUUGUUGUUGUUGGGGUUCAUCUCCAAAACACUGACAUCUUUUGCACUAUUUUAUAGCACAAGCUCAAGUUCGACAAAAAGUAGAACAUAAAGAUCCAUUUUCAUCUUGCUGUCUUGCAAACCCAGUUGGACUUGGUCAAAGAUAUUCUGGCACAAUUUUUUUAAAAGGUAUGUUGGAAAUACCAGCGUACGCAUUUCAGAAUCUUAUUUAUAUCGUUUUCCAAUCUGUCCUCAAUCAUGCGCUACUUUAAUCUACCUCAUAAAAUAGAAAAUAUAUUGAAUAAUGUGGUCAUAGUCUAGUUGCAGCAUCUGGAAAAGUUCAUUGUUGAAACAUCACGAGGGCUGGUCAGGCUCUUUAGAUCUCUUUGUGUGCUUCACCAAUUAGGACAAAGGAUUAUCCAAAUGGAGUCCAUGUUGGGGGGGAAAAAAUGUGUGUGAAGUGUAACACCGUGUCCGGCCACUAGAGACCACAGUCACACAGCACAACGCUUCUGUCCCCAUUAGAGGCUCCUCAUGGGCAGCUUGGAUCAUCCAACCAUGGUGUGUUUUUGCAUCAGCUUCAAGACCCCACUCAAUUUAGACCCGACUGAAAAAACAGACAUGCGCACACACACGCACCAGGACGUCUCAGAUCUCCGGCAGCAGAAAAGAAGAAGAAGGAGAAAAAAAAAACCUUGCAUCUUUGGACUUCAAAACAUCAGGAAGCGGAGUGAACAGCCUACGAUUCAGCGUAGCCAAGAGGGAGAGACGUUUGCGUAACUCCCAUUACUUAUUCACCGCAGCGGAGUCAUAUGUGAGCUACCGUUUGUGGCUGGGAGUGUGUUGAUUUCUUUUAUUUCUGUGACGCGAUUGUGUUUAUCUCAUGCCCUUUAAUCUUUCCUUUUGUAAUGUCUCCUGGAGUGAGCGUGUCAUGUGUGGGAAGCGGCUCCUGCAAACAGGAGGUGAUGUCACACGACAGGAAACUCAAUAACAAUGCAACCCCACCGUC